Cololabis saira (Pacific saury) is the source of this 2664-nucleotide messenger RNA. RefSeq names its product protocadherin gamma-C5-like. Gene Ontology annotation, biological process: homophilic cell-cell adhesion. Gene Ontology annotation, molecular function: calcium ion binding. NCBI's taxonomy places the organism in Eukaryota, Metazoa, Chordata, Actinopteri, Beloniformes, Belonidae. The coding region runs from base 160 to 2664 and encodes 834 amino acids. Gene Ontology annotation, cellular component: plasma membrane. The record is from RefSeq and is a predicted model, not a curated record. The transcript has 2 exons.
ACGAGAGGGGACAGCUAUGUGUUCAUAUUUUAUACCAUCUCCAUUUAAUGCAUUUAGCUUGCAGACAUGUUCAAACAAUGUACCUCAUUUUGGAAGGAGGGUAAUAUUUUCAUGCCACGGGCUCGCUAGUUUUUCUAAAGAGGACUUCGAUGGAAAUUAAUGCAACAUAGCAGACCAAGGAUGACAAAGAGGAUGGGAUACGGAGACUGGAGAUGGCAUGUGCUUUGGUGGCAUCAUUUCUUUCUUUUGUGGAAUACAGUAGACGGACAGACUCGUUACAGCAUCCCGGAGGAAUUAAAACAGGGCUUCGUUGUGGGAAAUCUUGCCAAAGACCUUGGUUUGCGACCAUCUGAGAUUUUUGACCGUAAGCUUCGUCUUGCGUCUGAGGCUGGUGAGCAGUAUUUCAGUGUGGAUGCGGGGAAGGGCGAUCUGUUGGUGAAUGACAGAAUAGACAGAGAGGCUUUGUGUGGACAAAGCGUCAGCUGUGUGUUACCUCUGCAAGUUGUUGUAGAGAACCCAUUACAGUCUCAUCGAAUUGAAGUGGAAAUAAGAGACAUAAAUGACAAUUCUCCUAAUUUUCCGACACAAGAAAUUAACCUUAAAAUACCAGAAUCAGUAGCUUUUGGCAAACGCUUUCCAUUAGAAAACGCCGAGGAUCCUGAUGUUGGAAGUAAUUCUUUGAAAACGUAUUCUCUAAGCAAAAACGACCAUUUCUCUUUAAGCUAUAAAGACACACAGAGUGGGAAAGCAGUCCCAGAAUUGGUAUUAGAAAAACAGCUAGACCGAGAAAAGAAUGCUCUCCAUCGACUGCAGUUAACAGCAUUAGAUGGCGGAACCCCAGUAACAUCGGGUACUUGUAAGAUCACCAUUACAGUUCUCGAUAACAAUGACAAUUUUCCUAUUUUCACUGAAAAGGAGUAUAAAGUUUCCUUGAAGGAGAACAGCACCAAAGACACAUUUGUGGUAAAAUUGACAGCUAAGGAUGCAGAUGAGGGACUUAAUGGAGAGGUUAAAUAUGUAUUCGGUCCUCGCACUUCAGAGUCUGUUUUAUCAACAUUUGAACUAAAUGAUGUAAGCGGAGAAAUUGUUUUAAAGGGGCCAUUAGAUUACGAGAGUAGUAAAUCAUAUCUUAUUGAUAUAACUGCUAAAGAUAAAGGGAUUCCCGAAAUGGAGGGUCACUGUCGUGUCCAGGUUGAUAUCGAAGAUGUUAAUGAUAAUGUUCCGGAGAUUGUGCUCACAUCAAAACCCAGUCCUGUACGCGAGGACGCGCAGAGUGGCACGGUGGUGGCUUUGAUAAGUGCGCGAGACCUAGACUCCGGUAAUAACGGGAAAGUUAUGUUAAAUCUUCCAAAAGGUUCUCCUUUUACUCUAAAACCGUCUUUCUCGAAUAAUUAUGAACUGCUUACCAACGGCCCAUUAGAUCGAGAAAGUUUCUCAGAAUAUAAUAUUGAAAUAACAGCCACCGAUUCGGGCUCUCCUCGCCUCUCUAGUAGCAAAAUUAUACCCGUUAGAGUAUUAGAUGUUAACGACAACCCUCCUAUGUUUACUCAAUCGUUCUACAAUGUAUAUUUAAAAGAGAAUGGAGUACCAGGCUCCAUACUGUACUCAGUAUCUGCAACCGACUUGGAUUCUGGUGAAAAUGCAAAACUCUCUUAUUCUAUUUUAGAUUCAAAAGUGCAAGAUGUAUCCGUCUCUUCUUAUGUUUACAUUAACUCAGAUAACGGCAGCAUCUACAGCAUGCACUCGUUUGACUAUGAGAAACUGAAGGUGUUUCAGAUUGUGGUUCAAGCGAAGGACCAGGGCUCUCCAUCUCUCAGCAGCAACGCUACUGUCCAUGUUUUUAUCCUGGACCAGAACGAUAAUGCCCCCGCUGUUAUUUACCCCUCCUCCGCUGCUCUGGGCUCCCUCUCUCAUCAGAGGAUGCCCCGCUCCGCUAAAGCUGCUCAUCUGGUUACUAAGGUGACGGCCGUGGACGCUGACUCGGGCCAUAACGCCUGGAUCUCCUACAGACUGGCGGAGGCCACAGACGCCUCUCUGUUCACUGUCAAUCUGUAUACAGGGGAGGUGAGGACUAAACGUGCUGUUUCCGAGCAGGACGAGUCCUCUCAGAGACUACUUAUAGAGAUCAAGGACGAUGGGGAACCGGUCCAGUCCGCCACCGUUACGGUGUCCAUCCUGGUGGAGGACGGUCUUCAUGAGCCCAUCUUAGACCUCCGACACAAAGUGUCAGAGCCCAGCAAGAAAACCGGGAGAAUCACCCUGUAUUUGAUUCUGUCUCUGGCCUCGGUGUCCGUGCUGUCUCUGGUCACGUUUCUCAUCUUGGCGGUUAAAUGCAUCAGGAACAGCAGAAGCAGCGGGAGCUGCUGCAUGAGACGGAGUGACUGUGAUGAUUACAAGAACCCCAACAGAAACUUGCAGAUCCAGCUCAACACUGAUGGACCUAUAAAGUACGUGGAGGUCCUGGGAGGAGACAUGAUGAGCCAGAGUCAGUCCUUCAGGUCCUGCAUGUCUCCGAUGUCAGAGUAUAGUGAUUUCACUUUAAUUAAACCCAGCAGCACCACAGACUUUAAGGAGGUGAUCAGUGUCUUGGAUGCGUCUUUACCUGACAGCACUUGGACUUUUGAGAGUCAACAGGUGAGCAAAGAGUCAAAAGAAAGUCUCUGA